CAUGGUGAGAGACCUCGUUUUCAUCCACGAAACGCGCUGCAUUGGAGCCAAGAAUGCGUCGCGAAGUGAAUGGAUAAAUUGCUUUGCUAUUAAAGGGAUGCAUGCUGUUGCUUUUCUGCCGGAAAACAAACCAUCGAUCGGUCUUGGCGACAGCACCAACCCCACUGGGUUUUGGAUAAAGCAGACAAGAACAACAACUAAUCCCCGAACGAGCACAACUAGACUAUAGCAGCAGGGAACCAAGGACAUAAACCGAGAAUAAAAAAUGGAAAUGGCAGCACGAACUGGAUUAAAUGAGUAGAGGGGUUUUAUAGAAUAGCGAAUGUUUUCUUGGUAUGUUCGUUAAUUUGAGCUUUUAUUUUCUGUGGAAAUGGGAGCUUUGACCAGCAGACAGAACGCAGGAGUGGAAGAGGUCGAUAUACCGUCCACCUCGGUGUACAGCUAUCCACCGAAAUCUGGAAGUUACUUUGCCAGCCACUUCAUCAUGGGCGGGGAGAGGUUUGACUCCACCCACCCAGAGGGAUACCUGUUCGGAGAGAACACUGACCUCAACUUCCUGGGAACCAGACCAGUGGUGUUCCCCUAUGCAGCCCCGCCUCCUCAGGAGCCAGUGAAGACUCUACGAAGCCUUAUAAACAUCCGUAAGGAUACACUGAGGCUCGUACGGUGUAGUGAGGACCUGAAGCUGCCAGGGGAGGACGUGGCAGGGAAAAGCAAAGCCUGUUACAACAUAGAGUUUACCUUCGACGCUGACACACAGGUGGCCAUCACCAUCUACUAUCAAGCUAUAGAGGAGUUCCACAACGGAGUGCCAAUUUACCUUCCCCAGGACAGCUCUCUCCAGUCAGAAAUGGUGCACUUUAAGAGAGGAGUCUGUCAGCAGUUCUGUCUGCCCUCGCACUCCGUCAACCUGUCAGAGUGGGCCGAUGAGGAGUUGCUGUUUGACAUGGAUAAGGAUGUGUUUCCCAUGGUCGUUCAUGCGAUAGUAGACGAGGAGGAUGAUCAAAUGGGUCACUCCCAUGUCCUCCUGGCCACCUUUGAAAGGCACAUGGACGGAAGCUACUGUGUCAAACCUCUGAAGCAGAAGCAAGUGGUAGAUGGAGUGAGUUACCUUCUUCAGGAGAUCUACGGCAUUGAGAACAAGUACAACAGCCAAGAAUCAAAGGUUGCGGAUGAUGAGAUCAGUGAUAACAGUGCGGAGUGUGUGGUGUGUCUGUCGGAUGUCCGCGACACACUCAUCCUGCCCUGCAGACACCUGUGUCUCUGCAAUGCCUGCGCCGACACACUCCGCUACCAGGCCAACUGCUGCCCCAUCUGCAGACUGCCGUUCCGGGCCCUGCUGCAGAUCCGAGCCAUGAGGAAGAAGCUGAGUCAUCUCUCUCCUGCCAGGUUUAACCCAGUCAUCACCUCCCAGACCUCUGACUCAGAGGAACACUCGGCGUCGGAUCACAUUCCCCCAGGUUUUGAGGUCGUGUCUCUUCUGGAGGCUCUGAACGGGCCCCUGAGCGUGUCUCCCUCUGCCCCCCCUCUGCAGGACCUCUCUGGGGGCCACGUCUCAGGCACCCUGCCCCCCUACAGCAGUGAGACCCACCCAACCCCGGCACGCUCCAUGUCCCCCCUGGACCACUCCAAGUCUAGCCAGGGACUCAAACUGAAGAAGAGUGGCUCCAAGUCUCUCUCCCAGAAUUCUUCGGUGCUGCCAGUGGAGCAGGGACAGAAGUCAGAUCACAGUGAAUCAGAGGUUCAGGCCUGCCACCGGAAACAACAACCGGAGAGUGGUGUAACUCCAGAGAGUGAGAACCUGACUCUAUCCUCGUCUGGAGCCAUAGACCAGUCCUCCUGUACUGGGACACCUUUCUCCUCCACCAUCACCUCCCCUGAAGACCCCGUGAGCAGUAGCCUGGCCCAGUCAGUCAUGUCCAUGGCUUUGUCCCACAGCCAGCACUCUCAGAUCAGCACUGACACCCUGUCCUCCAUGUCCGGUUCCUACUUGGCCGGGCCGGAGGGAGAGGUGGAGGGGGGAGACGCAGAGGGGGAGAAGAUCCAGGACGCACCCAUGGAGAGCCGGGGACCCUCACAGCAGGACGGGGAGUGUUUCCUCAUAGUGAAGGAACUACCCAUGGAGCCAAAAGAACAUAACUUCUCAGUCGCUUUGUCAGAAGAGCAGGAUUCAGAGGGAAAUGAUGUCACAGAGGAACACUGCCCCUCCCCUUCCCACAAGCAGGGUGGGUGGAGCAGGUGUCUAGAGUUGGCCAAUAACAAUCACGCCCUCUGCGACACGACCUGUUUGGGGGGGCUGGACAAUGAGCAGGUUCUCGACAGCCGAUUCGCCGAUGCGGACUCGUGCCUUGUGCACAUUGAGGAAUAGAUAUGGCUAUAGCUGUGGCUAACUGGUCUGAUGUAUCUGGGAGGCUAUAGGCCAGUGUUGGAGCCCCUGCCCCACCAGUAAUAUCAACCUGGAGAAGCAGGGGGCGGAGACUAGGGACAGCCAGCGUCCCAAACACACACCUCGCACACCACGCCGCUGACCACUCAUUUUUCAACACACACGCACGUCAAAUUUCAACCUCAUUGCUAUAACAGCACAUAUUGAUAUUUUAUCAAUUUUACACAACCUCAUCAUUACGCAGUAGACCUUCCCUGCUGCAUCUACUCACCUGAUUAACCAACGCCCAUGUCCUUCAUCCAUCCUGAGGCAGUGUCCUCACUCAACCAUCCUACACUUCUCUUCACUCUGGACUAAAGAGGAGGAGCUUUUAUCGCAGUUGCUAAAUCUAACAGGGAAGUCUUGAAGAAGAGGAUUUAACCAAUCCACAGUCCAGAAGGAGACUUCUAGAGUUAGACCACUCCCCCCCUCAACGUGUCAUAAUGGCUUUCUUGUGUUUUGUGUCAUUGAUUUGUCCUUUGGGAUGCCUCCCCUUGCCUCUAACAACCAACCAGUCAGGGGUCAGUGUACUCCGUUCCAUGAACCAGUAAUCUCUGGCCGUGGUUUUGCAUGCAGCGCUCUGAUGUCUCCAAUCAGCCCUACUGUACUCAACAGUCUGUCCUCUCACAACUACCUUGUCUGAAUGGGACUAUCCUUGUUAGCUAAGAAACUGGACUUGCUGUAUGUGGUGGUGAAUGGAGGAUUUGAUCCAAAAUGUCAGAUUUGCCCCCAAAAUGGAGGACUUGAUUUGCUCCAAAAUGGUGGUAGAUACUGAACUGUAAAGGAGACAGAGGGGAGAAUGUACGAUGCUGAUGCAGUAUGUGUAACUCUGAGAGGGGAAUGUAAUGUAAUGAUUUGUUUUGGGGUUAUUAACUAUAGAAGAAUGACCUCUGAACUUUGAACUACCCCCUGUACUCCUUGCACACCUUUCCCAACACACACACCACCCUACAAAAACACAUGUGCUGUUCGAUAGACAAACCUGAACCUUCUCCUCAUUUAGUGAAAACCUUUAUUUUGUUUAAUUGAUAUUGUUUUUGGUGUAAAGCUCUCCUGGUAAAUUCGUCACGUUUGGUGUUUUAUUUGUUUAAACAAAAAUGUGUUGUUUAUUAUGUGGAUGAUUAUAUAUUAAAUGAAUAAUGGUUUUGAGAAAAAAGGGAUGAUGACACAACACUAAAUGCACUUCUAGCUGUUACCUAGGCAACACACUUUGCGGUGCAUGAGGCGAUUGUAGAGUAAAACAUGAAAGUCUAGGUCAGGCUCAACACCCCUGUAGAGUACCCACAGUGGUACACACCUCUGACCUUUCUGUAUUGUCAUUAUGGGACGAUCUCAAUUGCAUACUCCUUGUGUCCUCUCUCCUCUCGCCUUGUCUCCUUCUCAAAAACCUCUUGGAGGAGAAAGUCAGAGUGGAGGGACCUCUGG
Messenger RNA from Coregonus clupeaformis (lake whitefish), 3850 nucleotides. Its product is annotated as E3 ubiquitin ligase RNF157. NCBI's taxonomy places the organism in Eukaryota, Metazoa, Chordata, Actinopteri, Salmoniformes, Salmonidae. Gene Ontology annotation, cellular component: cytoplasm. Gene Ontology annotation, biological process: protein ubiquitination. The record is from RefSeq and is a predicted model, not a curated record. Gene Ontology annotation, molecular function: ubiquitin protein ligase activity. The coding region runs from base 371 to 2368 and encodes 665 amino acids. The transcript is spliced from 19 exons.